UUUCCUAUUCAUUUACAAAUAACGUAAAUAAUCUUAAGGAUCGGCUGAUUUUUGUGAAGAAAUCGAUUGGAGAUCGCUUGUUUUGUCCACAAAAGGAAGGAAUUUUUUUGCAGGCUUCUUUCCCCCAUACGAAGCUCUAAAAUGUCCAAAGACAUACAGGCCUGUUCUAGAACUGAGAUGAAAUGUCUGAACGCUCCUCGAGACGACGACAGCUACAGCUCCAACAGCAACGACUUUGCGUACUCUGACUUUCCCAAGAAGUUUCCUCUCAAUGGGCAAUACCCAGAUGCAGAUCCAGAGAGUCACAACUUCCUCUCUGAUCACAACCCAAGCAAGAAGAAGUAUGAAACUGAAUACCACCAGGGCAGUGCCUCCUUCAGCAUGUCCGUCUUCAACCUGGGCAAUGCCAUCAUGGGCAGCGGCAUUCUGGGUCUGUCCUACGCUAUGGCCAACACCGGCAUCGCUCUGUUUGUGAUUCUCCUGGUUUCCGUUGCCAUUUUCUCCUUGUAUUCUGUCCACUUGUUGCUGAAGACAGCCAAUGAAGCAGGUGUUCUUGUUUACGAGUCACUGGGUUACAAGGCCUUUGGGAUCCCAGGCAAACUGGCUGCUUCCUGCUCCAUCACCAUGCAGAACAUUGGAGCCAUGUCAAGCUACCUCUUCAUUAUUAAAUAUGAACUCCCCAUUGUUAUUCAGUCUUUUACUGGAGCAAAUGAUGGUGAAUGGUACAUCAAUGGAGAUUUCCUUGUGAUUCUGGUCUCAAUUAUUGUUAUCCUGCCUCUCUCUCUGCUCAAGAACUUGGGUUACCUUGGUUACACCAGCGGUCUGUCUCUACUCUGCAUGGUGUUUUUUCUGAUUGUGGUGAUCAUAAAGAAGUUCCAGAUGCCAUGCCCUCUGCCUAAUAUUGUGGCUGAAAAUGAAACCAUGCAUAUGUUCAACAGCACCCCCCACAGCGACAACGCCACUGCAGAUGAUGACACUUGCAAGCCUAAAUACUUUGUCUACAACUCACAGACUGUCUAUGCUAUACCCAUCCUCACUUUUGCCUUCGUGUGCCACCCUACUAUCCUACCCAUGUAUGAUGAGCUCAAAGAUCGGUCACGCCGAAAGAUGCAGAAUGUGGCCAACGUGUCCUUCCUGGCCAUGUUCAUCAUGUACCUGCUGGCUGCCCUCUUCGGAUACCUCACCUUCAACAUCCACGUGGAACCUGAGCUGCUCCACACCUACUCAAACUUCUACAAGUACGAUACUCUCCUGCUGGUUGUUCGUAUAGCUGUGCUGGCCGCUGUCACACUCACAGUCCCUGUGUUGCUCUUCCCUAUUCGUACCUCAGUCGGCCACCUGCUGUUCGCAGGAAAGGUCUUCAGCUGGAUCCGUCACAUUAUUAUCACCGUGAUCCUGCUAGCAGGAACCAACAUUCUGGUCAUUUUUGUCCCCAGUAUCAGAGAUAUUUUUGGUUUCACUGGUGCCUGUGCUGCUGCAAUGCUGAUCUUCAUCCUGCCCUCAGCUUUCUAUCUCAGACUGGUUAAGAAGGAGUCAAUGGUAUCCAGGCAGAAGAUUGGGGCUGAGAUGUUCCUGACAUUAGGAUUUGUUAUCAUGUUUGGCUGCAUGACUCUUAUCAUCUACGACUGGAUCGCGAACUCUACGAAAGACCAAGGUCACUGAAGCUCCAGGUCUUUUGCUACUAGUGAGGAACUGAAUUUAUUUUCUCAUUUUAACUUUCAUUUUAAAGUUGCUAUUUUGUUUUUACUGUACCAAAUAUGUCCUUUGAAGCACAUAUUAUUUGUCUUUUCAAUAUCCCUCCCAAUAUCCUAUGAUAUUAAAAAGAUACAUAUUUUUUUCAUUUCAGCUAUUUUCAAAAGACUGUAAACAGAAAUAUUUCAGAACGUCAAAUAACGUCAAUAAUUUUCUUAUGAAACGUUUGAUUCAAUGUGAAAAAUGUUUAAGUAAAAUGUUGUAUUGAACCUCGAUUCUUUUUCCAUAAGAAACUGAAUCAAAUUUGGUCAAUAGAUGCUCUAGGUUGGUUGUCUAAAUGCAAAGAGAGCACAGAAAUGAGUUGUAAUAUUCCCUCUGCUUUAGAUAAAGAUUUCUGUCCUAUAAGGCUCAGAACCUGAAACAUCAGAGAAAGUUUGGAUUACAUUGAAAGUAGAGGAAACUUCUCUGCUGUCUCUUAAAAACAGAGCAGUAUUAUUAUAUCACACACAAGUUUUUUUUGGCUGUAGUUUAUUUUGUGGACUUAUUUACAUCAAUUUGAUGUAAUUUGGUUCAUUUGGUUUAGUCAUAACUUACUUUUUUGUGUUCAAUUGACUUGAAAGUCACAAAUCUUUUUUGUUUUGUUUUGUUUUGUUUUUUUUCCCCCACCAGGGGGUAUUUUAUGGGCUCUAGUGUCCCUUAUCUGAGAGCAGGCUGACAGGAAGGGGGAAGGAGGAGGGGGGAAGACAUGCGGCAAACGAAGGCCGGGUCCAGGAAUCGAACCCGCGACCGCUGCGUCGAGGACUGAAGGCCUCCAAAUGUGGGUCGCGCUAUUCCCUACACCACCACAGCACGCCCUGAAAGUCACAAAUCUAACUAACUUAAAUUAAAUUAACUUAAAGGAACAUUUUACUUUGACUUGAAAUAAAUGAGUUCAAUACCAGACUUAUUUCCUACAUCUGACCAACUUAAUAUAUUAAGAUCAUCCAACGUAAUUCAUUAAGUUUAUCCAUCUCAGUUAACUACGCUUUAUAACUUCAUUCAUUAAGUGUGUUUAACAUGGGAAAUUUAAGUCACUCUUACUCAAAUCAUUUAUUCUUGUCUAAAAUAAUUCAAACCUCUUUGACUAAAUUCAACAGAAAGUCUACUCAAACUUUUAAGUUGUUCCAAACUAAAAUAUCCAAAAUUACAUUAUCACUCAUAUCGUAUUUGAAAUACAACAGGUAACACAGGUGUGCAGAUUUUCACCCUCAACUGAAUGACUUACUGUAUACAUGUAUUGUGCAUUCUUAUAGCCAUAAGUUUGAUGUUAUGCACACAAUUAUGUUUCUGUUAAACUAUGCGUGUAUUUUAUUGACUUAUGAGUUUAUUGCACUGUUUCUGUUGCAUAAGUGGCAGUUAGCUAUCAUCAUAAGGGAGUUAUUACUGAUUAACACAAUAUCUGCUAAAUUGUGUGUAAUUUAAAGUUAUUUUGCCUUACUGUCCUAAGAUAUCAAUUAUGUCCUAAAAGGCAGCGUUCAGUUAAACACCUAUUUAAUAUUUCCUCUAAGCUCAUGUGACUUUACACAGGUUCUAUAUUUGUGCUCAAUAUUAUCUGGAUUUAUUUUAAUAAUUUUUUUUUAAGACUGUGAAUAAAAAAUAAUUGUAACUUUAAAUCUAAUAUUUUUAUAAAGCACUAAAGUCCCACUGCAGGAAAGCUGGCCCGACUACAUUUCCUGCCAUUCAGACAGAUU
This is a messenger RNA of Gambusia affinis (western mosquitofish), 3422 nucleotides long. Its product is annotated as sodium-coupled neutral amino acid transporter 2-like. Lineage: Eukaryota; Metazoa; Chordata; Actinopteri; Cyprinodontiformes; Poeciliidae. Gene Ontology annotation, biological process: amino acid transmembrane transport; L-glutamine transport. The transcript is spliced from 16 exons. Bases 142 to 1662 code for a protein of 506 amino acids. The record is from RefSeq and is a predicted model, not a curated record. Gene Ontology annotation, molecular function: L-glutamine transmembrane transporter activity.